Molecule: messenger RNA, 1043 nt
Organism: Corticium candelabrum
Lineage: Eukaryota; Metazoa; Porifera; Homoscleromorpha; Homosclerophorida; Plakinidae
Product: phospholipid scramblase 1-like
Exons: 7
Coding region: 82-822 (246 amino acids)
Biological process (GO): plasma membrane phospholipid scrambling
Cellular component (GO): plasma membrane
Molecular function (GO): phospholipid scramblase activity
Source: RefSeq, a predicted model, not a curated record
GUGCAGCAAAGCCAUGCGCCAACUUGCCCCGCCCAUUGCUCCGCCUCUUAGUUAUACUCAUCGCUCAAUUUUCGAGGAAGCAUGACUGAAAAGCAGCCUCUACUGUCUCAGCCAAAGGCUGAGCCAUCAUUUCCGGUUAUGAGCUUACCGCCCAGCACCGAAGGCGUGCCUCAGGGCCUCGAAUAUUUGACGCAAGUCGACCAGCUGCUCGUCCACCAGCUCGUGCAAAUCGUGCAAGUUCUCACCGGGUUUGAAACCGAAAACAAAUACGUCAUUAAGAAUUCGAUGGGACAGCAAGUCUACUACGCAGCAGAAAUGAGUGACUGCUGUGAGCGUCAGUUUUGUGGUCCUAAACGUUCCUUCUCUAUGUCUAUUGUCGACAAUCUCGGUCGUGAAGUGAUACACCUGGAGAGGCCUUUCCGAUGUGGAGGCUGCUUGUGUCCUUGCUCUCUCAACGUCUUGGAAGUGCAAGCACCAGCAGGCACCGUGAUUGGUUACGUCAAUGAAAAGUAUACGUGUUUCAAUCCUCAGUUCCACGUUUCUGAUGCAACCGGAUCACAACAGAUGUUCAUACAAGGGCCUUGCUGGUACUGCAAAUGCUGCAGUGAUGUAGAUUACCAGAUUUUGAAUCAAGAAAAUGGAGUGCAAGUCGGCACUCUCACAAGCCAAUGGAGUGGCUUCUGUCAGGAAACGUUCACAGGAACUGGCAAUUUCUCUGUAACGUUUCCUAUGGACUUGACGUGGCAAAUGAAAGCCACACUCUUGUCUGCUGCCUUUCUUGUGGAUUUCAUGUAUUACGAACAGAACAAGAAAAGAAAAUGAACGGUUGUUGCAUGACUUGUAUUGACUGCAGUCGUUGCCCCUUUCUUAUGUCUAGACUGUGUUUGCUCUUUGAUAGAAGUGUAAGUGAAGCUUUUGUACUUUAGUGUCUUUGCUAGAUUAGUGAACAGGAUCAAUCUAGCAGCAACCUAACGGUAUUUCAGUCUGUUUUUGUUUGCUAACAUUUUAUAAAAAAAAAAGUAAAUAAAUACCCAAAUAUUUAC